Molecule: messenger RNA, 1923 nt
Organism: Striga hermonthica
Lineage: Eukaryota; Viridiplantae; Streptophyta; Magnoliopsida; Lamiales; Orobanchaceae
Source: the annotation of a GenBank genome assembly
AUGGCGUCGGCAAAACGCGAGCUGCCGCUCUACGACGAUUCCCAAUUGAAAAAACCUAGGGUUUCCGAAUCGGUGCCUUCCUCGUCAUCUGCUCCUGAUUCAAACCUCCGGGUUGUUCUUAAUCCGGCCGAUUGCGAUAUAGAUUUUACUGUCGAAGGAAAUGGUCUACUAGGCUCGGCACUCUAUGAGGAAGGGUUUGCUUAUUGUUGGUCGGGUGCUCGGGCGAAUAUAGGAAUACGAGGGGGGAAAUAUUGCUUUGGUUGCAAGAUAUUAUCAGCUCAACCUGUUCACAUGGAAGACACUCCCCUCGAUUUGCAAAACAUCUGUCGUGUUGGCAUAUCGAGAGGAGAUGAGGAUGUUCGAAAUAUGGGGGAGACUCUCUACAGCUUUGGCUAUGGCGGCACUGGGAAAUUCUCUAAUUCAGGGAGCUUCCUCGAAUACGGUGAAAGAUUUGAAGUCGGUGACACUAUAGUUUGCGCUGUUGACCUGGAAAGCUCCCCCAUGGCUUCUAUUAGCUUCUCGAAAAACGGUAUCUGGUUGGGGGUAGCGAAAUAUUUUGAUGCGGGUCCAAAUGGCUUAGAAGUAGUGGGCUCUCCUGUCAAAAGGCUACACUGGGAAUCAGCUCUUUUCCCACAUGUAUUGCUGAAAAAUGUUGUGGUCCAAUUGCAGUUCACCAUUGCUGACGGUUUGAAUCCGGUAGAAGGCUAUAAACCCUGGGAUGCUGCAGUUACCGAUGGUAAUGCGAUGCUGGGGCCAGAUUUUUCAAAUUUCGAUGAUUGUGAGGUGAUAAUGAUGGUGGGAUUGCCUGCUUCUGGAAAGACUACAUGGGCUGAAAAAUGGGUUAAGGAGCAUCCUGAAAAACGAUAUGUUCUUCUUGGGACGAACCUGGUAUUGGAACAAAUGAAGGUGCCCGGUUUGCUGCGCAAGGGUAAUUACGGCGAACGAUUUGAGCUCUUGAUGGAUCGUGCAUCCAAGAUUUUCAAUACCCUUCUUUCCAGGGCUUCCAAAAUACCUCGAAAUUUCAUUAUUGAUCAAACUAAUGUGUACAAGAGUGCUCGCAAACGCAAACUGAAGCCGUUCGCAGAUUUCGUGAAGAUUGCUGCUGUGGUCUUUCCAAGAGCAGAGGAGCUCAAAUUCCGUGGUGAUAAGAGAUUUCGAGAGAUGGGAAAGGCAGUUCCUGAUGAAGCAGUAAAUGAGAUGUUAGCCAAUUUUAAUCUUCCCACGAGCAAGGACAUGCAUAUGGCUGAUGAGUACUUCGACCAGGUUUGGUUUGUGGAGCUUAGUCGGGACGAGUCCCAGAGAAUCUUGGACGAGAUGAAGAAAGCAAUGCAUGAAAAACCAUGCAUACCUGUCGAUUCACGUGGGAAAAGCUCAGUUCAGUAUUAUACUGGAAUUGGUGAUAGUUAUCAGAGCUCAUAUUCUUCUCAUCAUCUGUCAGCAGCCCCAUAUGAAAGUUACCAUUCUACCCCUACCUACGGAGCACCUAUCAAUACUAAUACUAAUUACGGAGCGCCUAAUACUAAUUACACUGCUGGUGUUUUACCUAAUUCGAGCCGAAUCAAUACUGCCGAUCCCAAUCCAAUAAUAAUGUCUUCACCAUCGUCCAAUGCUGUCAACUAUGGCUAUUAUGCCAAUUCGCCUAGGGGCCCACAUUUUCCAUACGGCUCGGGCGGGACCCCAAUGUCCCGGCCGCCUGUUGGAAGCUUUCCUAGUGACGUGCAGUGUUCGGGGAUUUACCCAUACCCUUAUCCGCAGAGACCUCCGGUGAAUUUACCGAUGAAUGUUGCGCCAAAUUACGGAAGUUACACAAAUGUCGUGCAGCAUGCUGGAAUUUACCACCGCCUUCCGGCUCCUCCCGGCCCGCCUUUGCCUACGGAUGUACAGCAUUCGGGAUACUAUCAUCCCUAUCCACAUCCUUACUAA